Molecule: messenger RNA, 345 nt
Organism: Carassius gibelio (silver crucian carp)
Lineage: Eukaryota; Metazoa; Chordata; Actinopteri; Cypriniformes; Cyprinidae
Product: FACT complex subunit SSRP1-like
Exons: 3
Coding region: 1-345 (114 amino acids)
Molecular function (GO): transcription cis-regulatory region binding
Source: RefSeq, a predicted model, not a curated record
AUGUACAUUGACUCAGACGAUGACCAGCAUGAUGCAUACCUGGAGCGCAUGAAAGAAGAGGGCAAGAUACGUGAGAAGGCCAAUGACAGUGACGACCCAGAGGGUGAAAGUGAAAAGGAAAAGGACAGCAGUGCCCUCAAGAGGCCAAUGAGUGCCUACAUGCUCUGGCUGAACUCGAGCAGAGACCGCAUUAAAUCAGAGAACCCAGGCAUCUCUGUCACAGAAAUCUCCAAAAAGGCUGGGGAAAUGUGGAAACAGAUUGGCAAAGAGAAGAAAGAGAGGUCUAAUGAUGAAGAGGAAGUGGUAAGUACACCGCCUAGCUCCGAAGAGUCUGGCUCACACUAA